Messenger RNA from Solea solea (common sole), 18777 nucleotides. RefSeq names its product lysine (K)-specific methyltransferase 2Ca (gene kmt2ca). Gene Ontology annotation, molecular function: transcription coactivator activity; histone H3K4 methyltransferase activity; histone binding. The record is from RefSeq and is a predicted model, not a curated record. Lineage: Eukaryota; Metazoa; Chordata; Actinopteri; Pleuronectiformes; Soleidae. Gene Ontology annotation, biological process: positive regulation of transcription by RNA polymerase II. Gene Ontology annotation, cellular component: nucleus; MLL3/4 complex. The transcript has 69 exons. Bases 153 to 18113 code for a protein of 5986 amino acids.
ACUGUGGGCGGAGUUAUCACUUCCCCUGUGCUGCUGCUGCAGGAGCUCAUCAAGACUGGGGCCAGAGACACACACUGUGUACAAGACACACACACACAGUCUCUCCACAGUGUGUGUUGUGCUCAGGUGACGAUGAUGUCAUCAGUCUGUUGAUGUGCUGUUGCUGUGGUAGCUAUUAUCAUGGUAGCUGCCUGGAUCCUCCUCUAAGCCCCUCCCCUCUGUUGCGGGUCGGCUGGCAGUGUCCCAAGUGUCGAGUGUGUCAGAGUUGCAGGUUGCGUGGGGAAGAUGAUGACGCCGUGCUGCUGCUGGUGUGUGAGCGCUGUGAUAAAGCCUACCACUCUCACUGUCUGACACCUGCACUGGAUCACAUGCCGAGCAGUGGCUGGAGGUGUAAGAACUGCAGGAUCUGCCGUUGCUGUGGUGUGAAGUCAUCAGGCCAAUGGGCCAAUCACCCGUUUCUUUGCAAGCCAUGUGACCCUGCCCUGCCCUGCCCUGUCUGUGGCCGCACCCAUGAUCUUUACACACAGUAUCUCACCUGUACCAGCUGUCAUAGGUGUGUCCAUACAGAGUGCUUUGUCCAGACUGGGGAGGGCAGGGCAGGAUCUGAAAGUUACAUCUGUUCCACCUGCAGGUCUCAGGAGGAGGAUCAACUUCCAAAUAGUCUAGUACCAUGCAGUCCUACUCCAGUCCGGCCCAUCAGUUCCACACAGAUUCCACCCAUGAGCAUGUCACAGCCAUCAAUCCACAGUCUUAUUGAGGAUCCACCUCUCAGUCCCACCACACAAAGCCCAGUGUUGCUCACCCGCACAGAGUCACCGCAGAGCCAGAGCAAGACCAUGGGUUCACCAUCGCAGCAUAGUCUUAAACCAUGUCAUCCUGAUUCAUCAGAAGUCCAAUUAAGCCCUCAAAUUGCUCACAUUGUUCCUUUGGAGCUUAAUCUAAGUCCUGCACACACUCAACCUGAUUCAUCAGAGCUCCAACAAAGUCCUGCACCCACUCAACCUGAUUCAUCAGAGCUCCUACAAAGUCCUUCACCCAUGCAGCCCGAUUCAUUAGACCUCCAACAAAGUCCUGCACCCAUCCAGCCUGAUCCAUCAGAGCUCCAACAAAGUCCUGCACCCACUCAACCUGAUUCGUCAGAGCUCCAACAAAGUCUUGCACCCAUUCAACCUGAUCCAUUAGCGCCCCAACAAAGUCCUGCACCCACUCAACCUGAUUCAUCAGAGCUCCUACAAAGUCCUGCACCCACUCAACCUGAUUCAUCAGAGCUCCAACAAAGUCCUGCACCCACUCAACCUGAUUCAUCAGAGCUUCAACAAGGUCCUGCACCCACUCAACCUGAUUCAACAGAGCUCCAACAAAGUCCUGCACCCAUCCAGCCUGAUUCAUCAGAGCUCCAACAAAGUCCUGCACCCAUCCAGCCUGAUUCAUCAGAGCUCCAACAAAGUCCUGCACCCACUCAACCUGAUACAUCAGAGCUCCAACAAAGUCCUUCACUCAUCCAGCCUGAUUCAUCAGAGCUCCAACAAAGUCCUGCACCCACUCAACCUGAUCCAUCAGAGCUCCAACAAAGUCCUGCACCCACUCAACCUGAUCCAUCAGAGCUCCAACAAAGUCCUGCACCCGCUCAAUCUGAUCCAUUGGUGCUCCAACAAAGUCCCGCACCCACUCAACCUGAUCCAUUGGAUCUCCAACAAGGUCCUGCACCCACUCAACCUGAUUCAUCAGAGCUCCAACAAAGUCUUGCUCCCACUCAACCCGCUCAAUCUGAUCCAUUGGAUCUCCAACAAGGUCCUGCACCCACUCAACCUGAUCCAUUGGAUCUCCAACAAAGUCCUGCACCCACUCAACCUGAUCCAUUGAAUCUACAACAAAGUCCUGAACCUUCACAUCCUGAUCUUGUGGCGUUCCAACAAAGUCCUGAACCUUUACACCCUACUCCAUGUGAGCUCCAACAAAGUCCUGAACCUUUACACCCUGAUCCCGUGGAGCUCCAACAAAGUCCUGAACCUUUACACUCUGAUCCCAUGGAGCUCCAAAGUCCUGAACCUUUACACCCUGAUCCCGUGGAGCUCCAACAAAGUCCUGAACCUUCACACCACGAUCCCGUGAAGCUCCAACAAAUUCCUGAACCUUUACACCACGAUCCCGUGGAGCUCAAACAAAGUCCUGAACCUUUACACUCUGAUCCCAUGGAGCUCCAAAGUCCUGAACCUUUACACCCUGAUCCCGUGGAGCUCCAACAAAGUCCUGAACCUUUACACCCUGAUCCUGUGGAGCUCCAACAAAGUCCUGAAGCUUUACACCCUGAUCCCAUGGAGCUCCAACAAAGUCCUGAACCUUUACACCCUGCUCCAUGUGACCUCCAAAAAAGUCCUGUAUCUGCUAAUCCUGAUCCACUGGAGCUCCAUGAAUGUCAUGAAUCUUCCCUCACUGAUCAAUAUCAGCCUCAACAAAGUCCCACACGUGUUUGCCUUGAUCCAGUGGAGCUUCAAGAAAGCAUAGAACCUGCUCACCUCGAUCCAUCAGAACUUCAAAAAUGUCCUGAUCCUAUUUGUUCUGAUCCAUUGGAGGUCCGACAAAUUCCUACACCUAGCCAUCCUGAUCAAUUGGCGCUCCAAGAAAGUCUCAAACCUACUCAACCUGCAAUUGGUCACCAAAAGAGUCCUUCACUUGUGCCGUCUCAUCUAUCAGAACUCCAAGAAAAUCCUAAAACUCCAUACCCUGAUUCCUCACAUUUCCAAGAAAUGGAGACACUGUCUUGUCCUGGUACACCAGACCUUGAAAAGAAGCCUUUGUCAUCUUGCCAAGAUGCUGCAGAACUUCCAUCAUCAUUCCAUGUUUAUCCAGCAGAGCUCCAUGGAAGUUCUGUAUCUUUGAGCCCUGAUCCUCCAGACAGACAUACCCCAUCUCCCAACAUUGCAGCAUUUCCCCAACAAAGCUCUGCACUGUCUUCUUCUGGUUCAUCAGAACUCGGCUGUACUGUCCAGUCUUUUACACAGGCCCAACGUAGUCCUUGUACUACCCAGAAUUCCACAGAGGAACCUCUCACAGCCACAGAGUCUCAACAGGGCAGUCUUCUUCCUUGUGGCCUUGCACAGAGUCCUGCUCAGGAUGCCUCCACACGGAGUGGUAGACCAUGUAGUCCUUCCAGCAUCAUUCUCAGUCCACCACAAAGGAGGCCAAGUUCUAUGCCACAUAGUCCUGCAGACAUUGGCACCUCAGUUCCACAAAGUCCCUCACAGGUUUCUGAAUUUACACUGGACCAGGAGAAAUCUGGAUCUAGCAGCUCUGCUCACCAGCAACAUGGGGAUGAACAGGACAUUUCUACACUGGACCAGGAUACCCCACCAGUCUACUGUAGGUUUACCCACAUAUCAAGACAACAUGCCUCAACUCCAUGUAUCCCGUCACCAUCUCCACCCAGACUCACACAGAGUAGUGUGUCAGAGCCUGGUAGUCAAGUCCGAGCUAAUUCUACACAGUCUGUCAGGCCUUUUAAGCGUGACCUGCUUUCUUCUCAUCUUAUAGCACAGUCAGGAUUCACUGAGGAGGGCACGGAAACCUUCAGCAAAGACCUGGAGUCUUCAGAGCAUAUCCCUGCUCAGCUGAGUCCAAACGCUGAUGGCCAAACACUGGAAAAAAGCCCCGUCUCUGAACUCUCUGCGGUGGCUCCUAAUGGCAAUAGCAUAGAUGGCCAGCUUCCAAAUAAGGUCAGUCCUGUUCAGAGUAGCUUGCUCAGCCCUGACCCUUCAACCCCACACCAUAUCCUUGCUAUCUCAGCACCAGAAAGCCUUGUUCACACUAGCACUUCAGCAGAACACAGUAGCCUACCUUUCUUACUUUGUGCGGAGGAAAUGGAGGUAACUCCUCACCCCUUUGGCCACAUCCAGCAAAGCCCUUCCCAUGAUAGUUUCAUAGGCUGCAUCGAAGGUAAAGCUAGCCACAUGCAUAACCCAGCUACUUUACCUAGUGUUAGCGCUAUACAUACCAGUGAAAUGCCUGCAAGCCCUGGCAGCUCUCCUCAGGCUGACACUAGCUCCAUGCCAAUUGAGACCAGCCCUGCUGGUAUUGGGCCUUUAGCCUCUGAGACUGACCUCUUAGCCAUUUUGGAUAGUUCCAUCCACCCUCUUAUGUGUCAGGAUAAGGACAUACAGGUGGCUGUCAAUCACUCACCUGUAAUUACUCAAUCAGAAGCUGAUUCCUGUGUUCUUAACUCUGACCCCAGUAGUCUAGUACAUGUUAAUGCUGUGGGCCGAGUGCACACUGAAGCUAAUAGUGUUUGCACUCUUGUGGAUACCACCAAUGCUCUGGAAAGAAUUUCUCCCCCUUUUAAUAGUUUUUCUGAACUCACAAAGAGCCAAAGUUCCACUCAUUCUGGUCUGUCAAGUCCCAAUCAGUCUGGUUUGUCAAGUCCCCCACGUCCUUGUUUGUCUAGUCCAGCACAUAUCCAAACUACCUGCAGUCCCUCAAAGGCAACUGCAGCUAGCGUUAGUCCUCCACACUGUACUACUACUAGCCCAGCUAGUAGCUCCAUUAGCCACAGCCUGGGCAACUUUCCUUUAGACUGCAGUGGCCACACAGAUCCCUACUCUGCUAGCAUUACUAAUGAUAGCGUCACUCGGAGUCCUGCUAGGUCUAGUCCUGCUGGUCAAGCUAGUCCUGUUCAUAUACUUAGCGCCUCUAGCAGUGUUCACUCAGGCAGACAGAGUAAUUUAUUGAUUAGCUUGACAAAGAGCAGCCCUGUUCACACUUCUAAUGUUUGUGGUAGCCUGCCCCACAGUCCAGCUCAGGCCACUGAAACCCCUGCAGGUAGCCCGCAUUAUAGCCCAGGUCACAUCACUGGAACCAGUUCUGACCUUACUUCGGCCAGUUCUAAAAGACAGAGCUCUGAUCCUCCUGGUGCAGUUAACCUUGAUCCAGAUCCUGAGUCCUCAGACAGUAUACUGCAGAAGGGACUACAGCCUGAUGGCUCACCAAAUGCUAGCUCUAACCAGGCUAGUCUGAGCCAGGUGAGCCAGCCUCCAGUCAGUCCUCACUCAGAUCCUGACAGGUCAGCUGUCUCGAUAAGCUCCUCUUAUCAAACACCAUCAUCCUUUUUUGAUGCUACUUCAUCCCAGUCUGCUGUGAGCCCUGGUUCCAGUCCAGUCCACUCUAGCCCAACUCAGGAUAACACUGCGAUGCCUAGCACUAGUCACACUAGUCUCUCACCCCCUGCCCCCCUCAGUCCAGCUCAGACAGCAGCUGUGAACAGUAGUCCAACUGAAAGUCCUAUGGAUUCAGUUUUUACUCAGAUCUCCCCACGUCCUGGUCCUAUUCAUUCUACGCUGCUACAAGUUAGCCAGAAUCAUGUUCCUGAAACAAGGUCUGAGAUGAGUCCUGGUCCCAGUCCAGUUUGCCCGUUUCUCACCACAACUGAGCUGUGUGAAGACAACUCUUAUCCUGGUCCUGUUGGGCCGGAGACUGAUCCUGAAAACCAAGACCAGUCUUUGUCCAGCAGCCAAACAUCGGCAGCCACUGAGCGUGACUUUCAGAGACAUUUACAGUUUAAAGAAGAAGCUGUGGCAGAAGAGAGUGAAGAGGAGGUAGAGCGUAAAACUCUACAGCAGGAGGAGCCAGUGGAGGAGGAGCCUCAUGUGACAAUUAAGGCCACGCCAGAAGAGGAGGAGCCUGAUGAGAGGAUAAAGGAAGGACCACAACAAGACCAGGAGCAGGAACCUCCUUCAGGAGUCGAGUGGUCUUCUCUCCUCACUGAGGUCCAUCUGUCUGCUCCUCUCUCCCCCCACCCGUCUGUGUCUCACCCCACCUUAUCCCCCUCCUCACCUCCUAUCGCCCCCCUCUCCUCCUCAUCACCUCCUCCUCCUGGUGCUGGCUCUGUGGAGGCUUCCGCUUCCUCUCCUGGAACUAUUGUACCCAUCUCCUGUUCUGCCCACUCUACUCCUCCCGCCUCCUCUCCUGUUGAUGACCGCCCCCUGGAAGCAGAGUCCACCUAUCACAGAGGACCUGGUCCUUGGACAGGUGAGGAGGUGGGGCUUGAGAACCCAGGAACUUCCAGCCAAUCACAGAGCCAGUUUGAAACCACCAAAGACGAGCACCUGUCGCUCCUUGAGUCCUCACAGAGGGAGGAGUCAGCUUCAGGUCAGGCCAACACCUCCAAGGUGGUUGCUGAGCAACAACCAAUGAGGGAGAGGCAGGAAGCAGUAGAGGAGGGAGCUAUGCAGGAGGACCAAUCAGAUAUGGAGGAGGAGGAGCCAAUGAGCCCUGUGCUGGACCUGGACUCGACCUUUGACAAGGAGGUGAUGGAGCUGAUUACCUCCACUUCUCCUCCCCCCUCCCUCUUCUCCUUCUCCCACAGGGGGAGGUGUCGUCCUCUCAGAACUCCUCCUCCCUGUUCCUCCAGACCUUCAGAUGAUCUCUCCAUCCGUCUAAGGCAGUCCCCCUUUUCCACCGAGGCCUCCCCCGAGACCUCCCCCACCAGAGUCCCCAUCACCCCGCCUCCACUGUCCCCGCCCUCACCUGCUCUCAGGUCUCCACCCUCUGCCAGAGAGUCUCCGCCUCUCACCAAGACUCCCUCCAUCACCCUGCUCCCCCUCACUCCUAAGAUUGGAAUGGGAAAACCAGCCAUCACUAAGAGGAAGUUCUCUCCAGGCAGAGCCAGGGUCAGACAGGGUUCGUGGUGGAGUAAUCGCAGGGCGGUGAGCCCCCCCUCAUCCUCCCAGGAUUCCAUGGGGGAAGGAGGGUGGGACAGCCCUAAGCCCGACACAUCAGACUCCCCCCUCUGGAGCAUGAAAGUGGGUCGUGGUUCAGGGUUUCCAGGCAGGAGAAGGUCCAGAGGAGGAGGUGUUGGAGGAGGCAGAGGAGGAGGCAGAGGCAGGAGCAGACUGAAGACUCAGGACUGUGUUUCUGUGUCACCUGGAUGUGUGUAUGUGGAGCAGUUCCAGCCAAAGGAGGAAGAGGAGAACUCGAUGCACAACACUGUGGUGAUGUUCUCCAUCUCUGACCACUUCACCCUCAGACAGGACAUGUGUGUGGUGUGUGGUAGUUUUGGACGAGGAUCAGAGGGCAGACUGUUGUCGUGCUCUCAGUGUGGACAGUGUUAUCAUCCUUACUGUGUCAACGUCAAGAUCACAAGGGUUGUGCUGACCAAAGGGUGGCGCUGUCUGGAGUGUACGGUGUGUGAGGCGUGUGGCGAGGCCAGCGACCCCGCCCGACUGUUGCUAUGUGACGACUGUGACAUCAGCUACCACACCUACUGUCUGGACCCGCCCCUUCACACUGUUCCUAAAGGAGCAUGGAAGUGCAAAUGGUGUGUGUGUUGUGUGCAGUGUGGCUCCACCUCCCCCGGGCUGAACUGUGAUUGGCUGACUAACUACAGUCGCUGUGGGCCGUGCAGUAGCCUAAGCCGUUGUCCACUGUGUCAGCGAGAGUACACACACAAUGACCUCAUCCUGCAGUGUCACCACUGUGACAGGUGGGUCCAUGCUGUGUGUCAGGGUCUGACCUCAGAGGAGGAGGUGGAGCUUACAGCUGAUGAAGGCUUUGAAUGUUCGCUGUGCAGAACACACAGCCACGCCCCCUACGUGAGGUCAGACAGUUUUGAUUCUCCCUUCACGGCUCAGAUCGUCUCUAGGAUGAGAGAACCAGAGUCAAAGACCUACACUCAGGACGGUGUGUGUCUCACAGAGUCGGGACUUUCUCACCUGCAGUCUCUGGUUGAACCUCUGACGUCACCGCGCAGGUAUCGCAGGUGUAAACCCAAACUGAAGCUGAGGAUCAUUAACCAGAACAGCGUGUCUGUCCUGCAGGCAACACUGGACCCAGACACGCCCACUGAGCCUGACCACAGUAAAGGUGAUUUAGAAAGUGAGAUGAAAUCUGACUCCAGCCCAGAGCGAGACCACGCCCCUGAUGAUGACGGUACCAAGGAAACUGAGCUCAACGACGGCGGUAAGAAGAGGAAGAGGAAGCCCUACAGACCAGGUAUUGGUGGCUUCAUGGUGCGUCAGCGCGGUGGUAAAGCGGGUCCAAGCAGAAUCAAACUGUGGAGAAAAGAUUCCACAGAGAUGGUGACGGCAGCUGAAGAAGCACGACUGAACACUGACGCUGUCAUGGAGACAGCACCCCCCUCUGACCACGUCAUGGACAAGGUGAAGAAGAGAUACAGGAAGAAGAAGACCAAGCUGGAGGAGGAGUUUCCUUCUUAUCUUCAGGAGGCGUUCUUUGGGCGGGAUCUCCUGGACCGCAGCAAACGGGUCGAGAAGAAGGUGGGGCCAGAGACAACAGGUUGUGGCCAAUCCGGAGCAUCAGUGGUUAACAUGAAAAGCCCCACCCCUGUUUUCCAUGGCACCGCCCCCUCAGUGCUGACAGUGGGUGCCAUGGUAACCAAUAGGAAAUGUGGAACACUGUCCAUGUCCGAGGACCUCCUGGACUUGUGUGACGUCCUCAGCACUGACCCUCACAUCCUAAACCCAGGACACACAGGUCACUUCCAGGUGGAACGCUCACCUUCUCCGUUUGCCGGCCUCGACAUCAGUUCCAUGUCACAUGACACUGAGUCGACUGGAGGUGGUGGCUGUGGGCGUGGCCAGAGGGCAGUACAGGAGGAGCCUCUGGACGCCAUUUUGAGUCCUGAGCUGGACAAGAUGGUGACUGACGGUGCUAUUCUCAGCAAACUCUACAAGAUUCCAGAGCUGGAGGGCAAGGACGUGGAGGAAGUGUUCACUGCUGUUCUGAGUCCAGACAACAACCAAUCAGAGCAGAGACGACACACACACACAGCUGCUGGGAGCAAGACACACACUCAGCACACAGGUGCUGUGUUUCCACGUCUGCCGCUGGUCAACGGCCUGAUGGGAAAUGUUUCUCACUUCAACAACGCUCCUGCUGGUGUCCCUGCUCCUCCUCCUCAUGGCCCCGCCCCUGCGCUCGCAACGGCCAAUCAGGCUGUGUCAGGAGAGAGCGAGCAGGACGUCAUGUCGACAGCUCAGAGAGGAAUGUUGAAGUGGGAGAAAGAGGAAGUGCUCGGAGAGAUGGCCGCUGUCGCUCCUGUGCUCUACUGCAAUACCAACUUCCCCCAGCUGAGGGAGCAGUACCCAGACUGGUCGACCAGAGUGAAGCAGAUUGCCAAGCUGUGGAGAAAAGCCAGUUCUGAGGACCGAGCGCCGUAUGUGCAAAAAGCUCGUGACAACCGAGCAGCUCAGCGUAUCAGCAAGGUGACGAUGUCCAACGAGCCUGUGAAACGACAGCCGUUACCACAGCAACCACCACCACAACAACAGCAACAACUGCAACCGCAGCAGCAGCAGCAACAGCAACAACAACAACAACAACAACAACAACAACAACAACAACAACAACAACAACAACAAUCACCACCACAGCCUCCACAGGUACAGCAACAGCUACUACUGCCUCCAGGACCAUAUGACCCCGUCUCCAUGGAGACAGACCUGGCUUUCAAAGACCCACUGAGGCCCAAAGAGUCAGAGCAGGAGCAGGAGUGGAAGUUCAGACAGCAAAUGCGUCAGAAGAGUAAGCAGCUGGCAAAGAUGGAGGCAACUCAGAAGUUGGAGCAGGUGAAGAAGGAGCAGCAGCGGUUGAUGAGUCAGCGUCAGGCAGGACAGAUGUCCCCAGAGACAGACAGCAACAGUCCUCUGAAUCCCGGGGACAGCACGUCCCCCAUCCACCCCCAAUCGUCCAGGGAGGGUCAGUUCAGGCUGAACCUCGAUGAUGUCUUCCUCAGACCACAAGCUCCUCCCCCGUCUGGUUUCUCCUCCCUCCCUCUCUCCCCUCAUCCCUCCUCCCCUCUCCACCAGCCCCCCUCCUCCCCACAGAUGUUUUCCCCACCCUCGUCCCGCCCCUCUUCACCCUGGGACCCUUACAAUAAGGUGGUAGGGACUUCUCGCCCCGCCUCCUCCUCUCAGACUGGAGGAUCCUCCGCCCCCCAGCAUCAGCGCCACAACUCCCUCAGUGCCUCGCCAGCCCACGAUGGUUCUCCUGCGCCGUCCCCUGACUCCAAAACUGUGGACCUCACCAGAACCCUCGGACCACAACCAGGGCUGCAGCAGAGUAGAACAGGUAUGAUGAGCCCUCCCUCUGGCUCCACCCCUGACCACACCCCACGCCACAUGGUGGUACGAGUAGCUGAAACCUACCCGCGGACUCCUCCUCACAGUGGUGUGGUCCGUGUGGCAGCGUCUGACCCCAGCGGUCGGGUACUGGAGCUGAUGCAGGGUGGUGUUUUUAAAGCCCCCAUGCCCCCCCAACAGGAAAUGUUUGGAAGUGCAGGAGGAGGAGGAAGGAGAGAUCCAUCCAGACCCACAGACCUAGGAUUUGUCCACCCACAGUCCCAGGAGCCCUCCUUCCCCUCCAGUCCACUGUCUAGUCUGGGUUCCCCCCACUGUAGCCCAUAUGCCCAGACGCCUGGCACGCCAAGACCGGACUACACCCAGCAGGUCACUGACCACUUCAGCCAGCAGUCACCUUUGACCUCCCGGCCAUCUCCUGAGCCAUACUCCAACCCACAGACUCCUGGAACACCACGCCCACACUGUGACCCCACCUACCUCACCACACCCCCUACACUGCGCCCAGAUCAGUACAACCAGCAGCCUACCACCCACCGGCCCUCCCCCUCACACCCAACCUUCGACCCUUACUCCUCCAACCCGGGCACGCCCCGCCCCUCCAUCACUGAACGCUUCCCUCGAUCACCAGGGAGUCAGCGGAGCAGCGAACCCUAUAGCCAGCAGCCGUCCACACCCCGUCCUCAGAAGAACCUGGACUCCUUCAUUCAGAACCCAGGAGAGAACUUCACUCCUGGGUCAUCUCCUCUGGCUCCAGGAGAUCCAGCAGCCUUUACCCCAACAGCCCACCAGUUGCAACAGUCUCCAGGACGACCUCCAUCACAGCAGCAGCAGGACUCAUUUCCCAGAACCCCUAGCAGUCAGACCCCAAAGCAUCCUGGGAUUUCAGAGGAGGGGAGCUUCACUCCAAGUCACGACCCCUUUGAGCAGAGUCACAUGACAGCCGGUCCCUCACAGACGGAUAAGACAGCAGCCAAUGAAAUGUCAGUGCUGGGAGUAGCCUCAUUAGAUGGACCAAUUAGCAUCCUUCCUCAACCUGGUGACUCAGAGGAGAAGCUGAGACAGCGUCAGCGGCUGCGGCAGCUCCUCCUGAGACAGCAGCAGCAGAAGAUUGCCCUUCGGCAGGAGAAAGGUCUUCAGGAACCAGUGUCUGGAUCGACAGGUCCCCCUGCAGCUCCACCUGGUCCUGGGACACCUCGUCACUGGUCCCAGGAAGACUCCUCCACCUCUUCCACUCCUCCUGCAGACCUGUUUGGACGUCCACCACCUCCGUACCCUGGCACAGUGAGGCCUUCUGGACCACUGGCACCUUCAGCCGUAAGGUUCUCUGAAGCUUUCUCAGGAGAACACCAGAGGGCCUUCAACUCCACUGAUGCUCCGUUCCCCAGACAGAGCGUCCCCAGAGAACCGGUCCUAAGGUUUGUUCCUCCAGGAGCUCCAACAGGUCUCCAGGACUCUUUCCUACGUGCUCACCAGGGCUCUGUUCCUGGACCUGGGCUCUCUACAGUGGAGGGCGUCCAGGUCCAGAUGAGGAGGCCGAUGCCUGGAGAGUUCACUAAUGUCCGACCGCUCGCCAAUACUGCCCCACACAUGAUGCCAGGCGUCCCCCAGCCCUUCCUCCCCCGCUCCCUCCCCCUCCAGCAGCACAGCAUCAUGGGACAACCCUACAUUGAGCUGCGACACCGCGCCCCUGAGGCCCGUCUGCGACUGCCUGUCCCUCUGACAGGGUCCUUUACUGCUGUGGACCCUGCGGCCCAGUCAUCUGUGGUCAGGUCUGGUCAGGGUGCCAGGAUGGGUGAGUCUACUUUGGGUCAGCAGGUGGUGUUGAUGACGGGUGGUGUGGAGCAGCUGAAUCAGCAGCACCUGGGUCACUCGGUGGCUCUGACGCAGGGGGCUGAUGGGAUAGAGGAGCACCUGGAGGGCGAGGACUCUGUGGUGAAGGAUCUGGAGGAUGUGGAGGUGAAAGAUCUGGUCGACCUGAACCUGAACCUGGACCCUGAAGAUGGUAAGGAGGAUUUGGAUCUGGGUCCUAAUGACCUGCACCUCGAUGACUUCCUUCUGUCUGGAAAGUUUGACCUGAUCGCCUACACCGAUCCUGAGCUCAACCUGGAGGACAAGAAGGACAUGUUCAACGAGGAGCUGGACCUGGGGGAGCCAGUGGAAGAGAAGGAUGGAGCUGGGACUGGCAGAAAGACGGACGGCGUCUCCCAGCCGACCAAUCAGGUGAAACAGGAAGUGAAGACUGAUGAAGCAAUGUCACAACUUGGAGUUAUCACUGCCAGCAGAACUUCUGGACCCACUGCACCUCCUGGAACGUCUAAGGCAGCAGGCUCUUCUGUCUUCCUGUCCACGGAGAAGGUGGAGCACGUGGGCGCCGUGACGACAGUCCAGGCCCAAGACCAGACUCCGAUGUCGAGCAUGACUCCCAGGAUUGUUCCCCCUGCAGCUCCAGGUCAACAGUCUGUCUUCCAGCAGCAGCAGACACCAUUUGGACCCUCCUCUCUCCUCACCCCUCACCCUCAGACUCCUCCCGCUGUGUCUCUCCAAUCCCACCUCCUCAACCCUCAGGCCCAACCUCCACACCUGGGAACAUCCACCCAGACCCAGGGUCAGACGGACUUCCCGGAGAACCAGAGAAAGGGCAGGCCGGUACUCCUGGAGGAGCAGCCCCUUCUCCUGCAGGACCUCCUGGACCAGGAGCGUCAGGAGCAGCAGCAACAGAAACAGAUGCAGGCACUGAUCCAACAGAGGUCCACCACUGAGCCUCUGUUUCCCAACAUGGAGGACUUUGACCCCAUCAUGAACGCUAAGAUGGUCGCCCUCAAAGGCAUCAACAAAGUCAUGACUCAGGGAAACCUGACCCUGAACCCCAUGGCCAUCAACAGAUUCCAACAGGCUCCGCCUCCAGUGACCCCAGGUCCAGAGGUUCCGCAGCAUGUGGCAGGACAGGAUGGGAAGUUGAACCCUCAGCUGGUGAGACCGAACCCCCCCAGCUUCGGCUCAGCCUUCGUCAAUGAGUCUCAGCGGCAUCAGUAUGAAGAGUGGCUGGGUGAGACACAGCGCCUCCUGCAGAUGCAGCAGCGCCUCCUGGACGACCAAAUCACUGCUCACCGCAAAACCAAGAAAGCUCUGUCUGCCAAGCAGAGGACGGCCAAGAAGGCGGGGCGAGCGUUUGCCGAGGAGGACGUCGCCCAGCUGCACUACGUCUCUGAGCAGCAGGGGGCGCUUCAGAAACAGCUGGAGCAGAUCAGAAAGCAGCAGAAAGAUCAUGCUGAGCUCAUUGAAGACUACAGGACCAAACAGCAGCAGCAGAGGGCGCUGCAGCCGCCUGCCACCCUGCCUAUAAUGACUGCAGGAGCCCCGCCCCUUCCUCAGACUCUACCCUCCCAGCCCGUGGUGCCCAUGAAGCCCCGCUUAGGUGGUCCAGCUCCGCCCCCGUGUGUCUCUAACGUCUCUGGUUGGACACCAGGAGAUGCAGUUCCAGCAUCAAUGAUGCCAAGGAUACUGCCUCAUCCUCAGCCCACCCAGGCUCCGCCCCUCACCCAGGCCUCACCAAUCAACAAGGCACCCCCUGGUGUGGUUCCCGCACCGACAGUCGCCCUCGACAAAGGCCGAGCUGGUGCAGAAGGAGGCGGAGCUAAAGGGGACAGAGUUGUUGCUGCUGCCACACCACAGGUGAAGUUUGACGACAACAACCCAUUCAGUGAAGGAUUUCAGGAGCGAGAGCGACGCGAGCGUCUGAGGGAGCAGCAGGAGAGACAGAGGGUCCAGCUGAUGCAAGAGGUGGAGCGUCAGCGGGUGCUGCAGCAGAGACGGGAUCUGGAGCAGCAAGGCCUUGCGGGAGCUUCCUUGAUUCCAGGAGGCGGAGUCUCAGUUGGACCUGGAGCUCCUGCAGGAACAGCCACAGCGCCCCCCCAUGGCAGGGACAGUCUCUCUCAGCAGCCUUUCUUCAGCUCUGAGUUGCCACAGGACUUCCUCCAGUCCCCUCCAGCCUCCAGACCUCCUGCACAGCUGCACCAGGGCCAGGUGGGGGCACUGUUUCCCCUGCACCAGGGCUUCACAGGAUCUCCACACCCCAGCGCUCCACCGGCUCUCAGACCCCCCGUGGCCGUGGGUCCGGCCCUGGCUCUAGUCCAGACUAGACAAAGACUCCCAGGCUCCACUGGAGUCUCAGUCCAGGUACAGGUGCGUCCUGCUGGGGGCGGUGCUUUAAGAGUAAACACUUCCCAUCCUGCUUUUCAAGGUCAUCGUUUUAUACUCGGUGACCCCUCCACUCCCUCUGGAGGCCCCACCCCCCUCCUCCCACUCUACUGUGACAUCAUACCUGAUGACAAAUCAAAGAAGAACAGGAAGAAAGACGGAGAUGAUGGAGGAGCCAGGACACCCCUGUCUUCCCAUUCUGAUGACAACACAGCCCCGCCCACUCCUGCUCGCUCUGACACCUCUUGCUCUACGCCCACUCGUGGGGGCGUGGAACAAUCAGACGCGUCGCUCUCUGGUCUGUCCUCGUCGUUUCAGCAGCGCCCCUUGUCUGCUCUGCACGUCAAGGUGGAGCGCGAGGAGGGCGGAGCCUGUGUGGUGAAGAUAGAGGAGACUGAGGGAUUCUCUUCCCCUCUUCAUGGGGGAGGAAAAGCGGGAGAGCCAGGGAAGGAGCUACUCAGACACCUGCUGAAGGACAAGACCACGCCCCCAACCCCGCCAUCACUCAUGGGCCAGGCCCCGUCCCUGCUGUCCAGUGAGGAGGAGGAGAGACCUGGUUCCCACUGCAACGUGAUGGACAGUCCAGACCUGGACCUGUCAGGCAGGAAGAAGACGCAGCGCUUUAAGAGACAGGCUCAAGAGAAGGACAAAGCUCCACCCAAAUUCAAGAGGAGGAAGAGGGAGGAGGAGGAGGAGGAUACGCUGCUGCACUCGUCCUCUGACUCCCUGACUCACCUGAGACAGGUGCUCCCUCUCAUGGAGCCUGUCCUGCGUGUUGACCUCAGUCUGUUUCCUCCGUACGGCAGCAGCUCGUCUCUGGACUUAGACUCUAGACUCAACGGCUCCUUCGGUAACGCCAACCUGGGCGGAGUCACUGACUACUACUCCCAGCUCAUCUACAAGAAUAACCUCAGUAACCCGCCCACUCCUCCGGCCUCGUUGCCGCCCACUCCUCCUCCUGUGGUCAGGCAGAAGCUUGUGAACGGCUUUGCUACGACAGAGGAGGUGACGAGGAAGGAGAUCACAGAGCAGGAGGUGAAAAGCUCCUCUGGUCUGAAGCAGAAGGAGGAGCUUCUGUCUCUAAACCACACCCCCAAGGCUGUGGACGUCCCCGCCUCUCUGCCUACUCCACCCCACAACAACCAGGAAGAGCUCAGAGAGCGGGACAGUCCCUGUGUCCCCUCGUCCUCUCCAGAGAGCGUGGUGGACAUGGAGGUCAGCAGAUAUCCUGACCUGUCCUUCAUCAAACUGGAGCCGCCCUCUCCCUGCCCGUCACCUCCAAUACCCAUCAUGCCCUGCACCCGUGGAAAAGGCUCAGUAGUCAAACAGGAAGUGAAGGCGGAGCUUAAUCUCCAGGGUCGUCCCUCCUGCUCGAACACAGAUCUGGUCACCAUAGCGAUAACUCUGAACCCUGUCGCAGCUCAGAACGUGGCAGGUGUGAUGGCAGUGGUGGCGAAGCUGCUGCAGGUUCCUGUCCCCGUCAACUACCAGCUGUGCCGAGCCGCGCCCCCUCAGGGGUUAGCAGGCAGCAGACAGCAGAGAGCUCCCCCUGCUGGACAUACUGGUGUCAGGAUGGAGCAACAUGUCCGUCCACAGAACUGCAGCUGCUGUAAGGUGCUGCUGGGAAACCGAGUCCACAUCAUCAAACAGGAGUCUCAGUCAGGACCAGGACCUGGACCCAGUCUGGUCUUCUGCAGUCCUAACUGCUCGUCUCUGUUCAUGUCAGAGUUACAGAGUCGAGGAAACAGGUCUGCCGUCCCUGCGUCCGUCUCAGAGCGUGCGUGUCCAGACCGAGCGCCACAUCAGUACAACAACAACACGUCCACCAUCGCCGUUCACGCCCUGCCCCGCCCUCCCCUCUCUCCGCCCCCCGCCUCCUCCCCCACGCUGUCCUUCCCCCCCGCCUCCGCUAUCACCAUGGAGACCAGGCCCUGCAUGGACAGUCUGAAGGUGAAGGUGAAGCUGAAGCCACGCCCCCGCGCGGUCCUGGGUGGAGAGGACUUUUUUCGACAGGGGAAAAGGACGAAGACGUCGCGCUGGAGACGCUGGAGCUUUAGUGUCACGCUCAGCCGGGGUUCUGGCCUUCCCAACGAGACUGUCGCCAUGCCAACAGAAGAGGAGGUGGACAUGCUGCUGAAGAAGUUGGGGGCUUGUCUUCUUCCCGACCCGCUGCCCAAAGACCAGCGGAGGUGCUGCUUCUGUCGUCAGCUGGGGGACGGACAAACGGAUGGACCGGCCCGCCUGCUGAACCUGGACCUGGACCUCUGGGUCCACCUGAACUGCGCCCUCUGGUCCAGUGAGGUGUACGAGACCCAGGCCGGCGCUCUGAUCAACGUGGAGCUGGCGUUACGACGAGGACUCGCUCUGCGCUGUGCCUUCUGUCAACAACCAGGAGCAACGAGCGGCUGCAACCGUCUGCGCUGCACCAACACGUACCACUUCACCUGUGCUCUACACACACACUGCACCUUCUUCAAGGAUAAGACGAUGCUGUGUCCGCUCCAUAAGCCCAGGAUGGUUCCUCUCAGUGGGGACAGAUCCUCCAGCACCUCCCCCUCCUCCACUCCGGGGCCGACGGCCACCUCGGCGUCCACGCUGCUCUCUGACCCCUACGACUCAGAGCUGAGCUGCUUCGCCGUGUUCCGCCGCGUGUUCGUGCAGCGGGACGAGGCGCGGCAGAUCGCCGCCGUGGUUCAGCGGGGCGAGCGUCAGCACACCUUCAGAGUGGGCAGCCUGCUGUUCUGUGCUGUCGGUAGGCUUCUCCCACAGCAGAUGAAAGCCUUCCACAACCAGAACGCCAUCUUCCCUGUGGGUUACCAGGCCAACCGCAUCUACUGGAGCAUGCGCCAUAGCAACAGACGCUGCAGGUACAUGUGCUCCAUCGAGGACCACGACGGACAGCCACUCUUCAAGGUCAAAGUGGUGGAGAAAGGUCACGUUGAUGUCAUCCUCACCGGAGCUUCUCCUAAAGCGGUCUGGGACCAGGUCCUGGAGCCGAUCUCUCUCCUCAGGUCUUCCUCUGAGAUGCUGAAGCUGUUUCCUGUUUACCUGAAAGGUGAAGAUCUGUUUGGUUUGACCACGUCAGCGGUGACCAGGAUCAUCGAGUCUUUACCAGGUGUGGAGGCGUGUGAUGGUUACACCUUCCGUUACGGCAGGAACCCUCUCAUGGAGUGGCCUCUGGCUUUUAACCCCUCAGGCUCUGCCCGCUCUGAGCCCAAAGCUUUUCAAGCUAAAAGGCCGUACCUGUUGACCAGUAUAGCGUCCCGGUGUCAGGGUUCCGUGGGUUCUAUCGUGGGUCUGGUCCCUGGUGUCCUCUCUCUCUCUCCGGGCGAGUCAGUGGCGAGUCAUCAAGGUCGUCACUCAAAGUCGUCGCAGUAUCGACGAAUGAAAGCAGAGUGGAAGACGAACGUUUACCUGGCACGCUCUGGAAUACAGGGUCUGGGUCUUUACGCUGCCAGAGACAUCGAGAAAUGCACCAUGGUCAUCGAGUACAUCGGCACCAUCAUCAGGAGUGAAGUGGCCAAUCGUAAAGAGAGACUGUACGAGGCACAGAACCGUGGUGUGUACAUGUUCAGGAUCGAUAAUGACUUUGUGAUUGACGCCACCAUCACUGGAGGGCCUGCCAGGUACAUCAACCACUCAUGUGCUCCAAACUGCAUCACAGAGGUGGUGACAGUAGAGAAGGAGAACAAGAUCGUCAUCAGCUCCUGUCGACGCAUCCAGAGAGGAGAGGAGCUCUGUUAUGACUAUAAGUUUGACUUUGAGGACGAUCAAGAUAAGAUCCCAUGUCACUGUGGAGCCGUUAACUGCCGCAAAUGGAUGAACUGAACACACACACACACAUACACACACUGGCAGCUCUUUCUCAUCUCGGUGCUGAAACUGGACGUCGAUUGCCCCGCCCUUGUGGGGGUGGAGCUUAACUUCAUAUCACGUGAAUUAAACUAUAAUAAUGAGACUGAUCAGAUUAGAGAGGGGGCAUGGCUGUAUAUUAGGGGACGGGGCUAACAAAGAGGCUGGUCCUCUGUGUGUUUGUAUAUUGUCAGAGAAUUUUGUCAUCAAACGAACGUUUGUUCAUAAAGUUGCACUAAAAAAAAUCAACAAAAACCGUUUCCAGAGAAACAUACUUGAUUCCACAAGACUCCGCCCCCUUCCUCCUCCUCCUUUGUUUCCUGUAAAAUAAGAUUGUUUUUGUAUUUAUUUCUGAAUGAAGCUAUUUUAUAAUCCGCGGUGCAUUCAAGGUCCAGAGUCUGUGCGUGUAAAUAUCUGUACCAUACGUUUAAAGUAUAGAGAUGAUUUGACUCCUGAACCUCGUCAUCCUCACCUUCAUCACCUGCUCAGCUGCUUCCUGUGGGCAGCGGCUUCAGCAGCUUUGUUUGUUUGUGUACAGACAUCAUGUUUUCUUUUUUUAGUAUCAGAUGUAAACAAAGAUGAUUUUUUUUUUGCUGAUUUAGAAUUCAUUUACAGAAAAUAAAAUAUUUUACAUCAUGAA